Molecule: messenger RNA, 1719 nt
Organism: Photinus pyralis (common eastern firefly)
Lineage: Eukaryota; Metazoa; Arthropoda; Insecta; Coleoptera; Lampyridae
Gene: Ent1
Product: equilibrative nucleoside transporter 1
Exons: 9
Coding region: 266-1645 (459 amino acids)
Biological process (GO): nucleoside transmembrane transport
Cellular component (GO): plasma membrane
Molecular function (GO): nucleoside transmembrane transporter activity
Source: RefSeq, a predicted model, not a curated record
UACAUUUUUAUGUGUGCGUUAUGUUGCCUACCUAUCCUCUAGUCUUUUUGUUAUUGUUGGAAAGUUAACACAAAUGUUAUAAUAAAUUAUGUAUCAUCUUCUUAUCUUUCUUCUACUGGCGGUACCAUAAGUUCAACUGCCCCAAUCAAUGGGAAUGGAUGCUAAACUAGUACUCGGUAACAUAGGCACCCCCAUGUAUUUUGUAACUAAAGGAGCAAAGUUCUUCGUUACUAACAUCCGUUAGUGUUAGCUGAACAACCUGACAAUGGAGACGGCAAACAUUAGACCGCUGCUCGACCCCAUUAGUUCCGAUACUGACGAAGAGGUGCACAUUCCCAACAUAAAUGACGAUCGAAUCGUCGCAGUUAAGGACGACGAGCCCUUAUUCAAGCCUCAAGAGCCGAGAGACAAAUACAAUAUUGUUUUCUUCAUUUUUUACCUUUUAGGAAUGACGACAUUACUGCCGUGGAAUUUUUUUAUAACUGCAAAUGAUUAUUGGAUGUACAAAUUUCGUGAUCCCAAAAGUCAACUUAAUUUUUUUAGUCCGCCGCCGAAACGGACACCCUUACAAGCCAGCUUUACAUCCUACCUCAGCAUUGCAUCAAAUGUGCCAUGUGUAAUUUUUCUUAUAGUCAACACUGCACUCAACAAACGGGUUUCAUUAAAUACACGUAUGAUUGGCUCACUGAUUGUAAUGUUAAUUUUACUUGUGAUAACAACAGUCUUCGUUAAAGUUGAUACCGACGACUGGCAAACCGAAUUUUUCGCCAUUACUUUAGUAACUGUUGUGCUCUUAAAUGUUGCGAGUGCCAUACUAUCGGGAAGUCUCUUUGGAAUAGUCGGCAAAUUCUCACCAAAGUAUAUCACGGCUGUGUUCGGGGGACAAGCACUCGGGGCGAUAUUUACAGCUCUUGUACAAAUUAUGGCGUUAUCAAUCGGCGCAUCGUCAAUCUUCAGUGGUUUGAUCUAUUACAUGGUCGGGAACGUUGUAAUUGUCAUUUCCAUAAUUUUCUACAUUAUAUUAUCAAAAGCUGUAUAUUUUAAAUACCACAUCGCGACCAAGAUGGGGGCGGAUCUGCACGAAUUUUCGGCCGACCUACUCAGGCCGCAACUCAUAGACCACAAGGCGAUUUUAAAGAAAAUUUGGAAAUAUGCCGCUUCUGUCUUUUCGGUUUUCUUUAUCACACUCUCAGUGUAUCCCGGAGUUGCCGUCCUUAUCGAGUCCGAGAUAAAGGGAAAGACGUGGAACGAUACUUAUUUCGUACCUGUCGUUACGUACCUGUUGAUGAAUUGUUGCGAUUAUACUGGACGAAUUUUAGCGGGUUUAAUUCACUGGCCUAAGAAAGGUUCACAUCUUUUGGUGUUAUGCCUGAUGCGUGCAGUGUUUAUUCCACUCUUUUUGCUGUGCAAUGUACAACCCCGACACAAUUUGCCGGUGAUUUUUAAUCAUGACUAUCACUAUAUUAUUAUUAUGGUGCUAUUUUCAAUUACAAAUGGAUAUUUGGGAAAUUUAGCAUUGAUGUGUGCGCCAAGAGUUGUCAAACAUCACGAGAAGGAAAUUGCCUCAUCAAUGGUCGCUAUAUUUUUAGGACUUGGACUUACAGUUGGUUCUGGACUGAGUAUAAUUUUUGUAAAACUGGUGUAACUUCCUAGAACUUUGUUAUAUACCUAAGUAAAUAAAUGUGCAGUUAUUUUUUUUUAAUUAAAUGAAAACUAUUA